UUUUUACCCUUAUGUCUACGCCAACGCCACUUGUCUCCUCAUAAUUGGGGCGUCCACUCUUUAGGCUGUGGCCCCACCCUGCCACAGUAGUUAGGGACCCCACGACGGAGGGAGGAGGGAUGGGAAGAAUCGUUUAUUCUGGAAUGGUGCUCACAGGCCCCUUUUUUUCCUUAGACGACAGCGUCGCACCCCCGACCACCACCACCUUGGGCACCACUCCGCGCUUCUGGGCGGAGGGACCCCGGCUGACCUGCUGUCCCGUAGUCCCGACUUGAGGACACCUGGCUCAGCCUGUCGGGUGGGAGGCGGGGCUGGACACACACCCCCGCCCCGAGAAGACGGGAGGACCGUGGCUCGGGCCUUGUCCGCCGCUUUGCCACCAGCGGCAUUCCCCCCGCCCCACCCUCAACCCUGAGUCUGGCGCGCUGCCUCGGCCUCCGGCCUGGCCGCGGCGGUAGAUGGAGCCUUCAGGGGGCCGAUAUAGCCUUGGGGGAAAGGGGUGCACGUGCACAGGGCGCAGAGAUGGGCCUUCCCUUUCCCCUCGAGGUCUCUCCCGCACAAGAGAGCAGCGUGGGUCCAGUGAGGGAGGCCAUUUGGGUCCUCCUCUGGGGAUUGGAACCUCCCAUCUUUUUUCCAUCUUGUCUUCCCGCUGCCUGUGUAACCAUUGCAUCAGGCCAGCCCCCUGUUUGGCUCUGAAGGCCUCUGGCCCGAGGUUCCCCUGCUGAUGAAAGCGGCUUCUCACACUUGCUGCAAGGCGAGGGAGGCUUCCCCAGAGAGCACAGCCCUGCAGAGAAACACCCAGGACAAGAUUGCAUCUGCAGUCCCCGGGGAGAGGCUGCUCUCUACCGCUCGGCUUGGUGGUUUAUCCAUUCACAUGUAGUAAAUAAUGAGCACCUACUGUGUGCCACAGUUUUGGAUCCUCGGCACAUCACAGCUGUGUGCUUCAGCGGAAGGAAUGAACAAGUUCCCAUGGCAGGAAGAAAAGCGAGGGGAGAAAGGAGUGGAGAAUGGUCACCUGUUCGAGAAGGAAGUGUAUCUUCAUACAUCAUCACACCUGAAAGCAGAUCUGAUCCACCUGCAGAGAUGGCAGCAGAGCCACUGCCCUUCUCCUUUGGGACAGUGUCGAGCUGGGAGCUGGAAGCCUGGUAUGAGGACUUGCAGGAGGUCCUGUCCUCUGAUGAAAAUGGGGGGACCUAUGUCUCGCCCCCUGGAAAUGAAGAGGAAGAACCCAAAACCUUCACUACGCUUGACCCUGCCUCUCUGGCUUGGCUGCCUGACGACUCAGGACCCGCAGAAGUCACCAACACCUCCCAGAGCCCGCGCUCUCCAGAUUCUAGUCAGAGCUCCCUGGCCCAGGAGGAAGAAGACUACCGAGGAAGAACCAGGAAACGAAAACAAAGUGGCCAGUGCCCCGCCCGGGCUGGAAAGCAGCGCAUGAAGGAAAAGGAACAAGAGAACGAGAGGAAAGUGGCACAGCUAGCUGCAGAGAAUGACCGGCUCAAGCAGGAAAUUGAGCGCCUCACCAGGGAAGUAGAGGCAACCCGCCGAGCUCUCAUUGACAGGAUGGUGAAUCUACACCAAGCAUGAACAGUCAGUCAGUCCUCUUUGGGCCACUACUUACCUUCUUCCACAGAAGUGGCUAUGGGCACAUUUUCACACUGUGCCAAUGAUGUAACCCAUAAUUAUACAUACUCCAUAAGGGAGAGACAAAGAGAGAGAUCUCGGCUUGUAUAUAAGGAUUGUAAAUUAAUUUAUUAUUGUCUUGCCAUUAAAAGUGACUUUGCAAACCAA
Molecule: messenger RNA, 1791 nt
Organism: Ochotona curzoniae (black-lipped pika)
Lineage: Eukaryota; Metazoa; Chordata; Mammalia; Lagomorpha; Ochotonidae
Gene: DDIT3
Product: DNA damage inducible transcript 3
Exons: 4
Coding region: 970-1587 (205 amino acids)
Biological process (GO): ER overload response; positive regulation of intrinsic apoptotic signaling pathway; negative regulation of transcription by RNA polymerase II
Cellular component (GO): CHOP-C/EBP complex; cytoplasm; CHOP-ATF3 complex
Molecular function (GO): protein heterodimerization activity; RNA polymerase II cis-regulatory region sequence-specific DNA binding; transcription factor binding
Source: RefSeq, a predicted model, not a curated record